GGACGUGAGAAUCGGUGGCCCAUUGGGAAAGGUAUUCCCUGAAGGACUGAACUCUUGAAAGCCUGUUUGUUUUUGGGCUGCAACCAUUGAAGUUGUUGUUUUUUCAGUAUAUCCUUUCUGAGGAGGAAAGAGAUGAAAGGGAGGAGCUCCUGACCCAAGUUGAAAUCCAAGGGAGCAUCAACGAAGUCAACAGUAAGUGAUGUCAUUUUGUGAAGGAAGUGCGAGGUGAUAGACUUUUGUUCCCUCAAGUCCCCUGAAGUUGUGUGGCAUCCUUUUCCUCUUUCUGCCUUCUGCUUUUGACAUUGUUUUUGUGGAGGACUUUCGUGCGAGUCCAUUCAUGAGGCUCGGGGGCUUCUCAUGGUUUGAAACCUCCCCAACUCCCAUGGGAUGAAAUCUGUGACCUUGUCCACUGUAGCUGCUCCACAACUAUUUGGCCCCUUUUGUUGUGCCGGAAGGCUGAGACACGCCAUCUGCCCCUUUCCAUCAAGGAUCAUUCAUCUCUGAUGUGGUCUAGGUAUUGUAGACCUCUCCGUGGUCAGGGUAAGUGGUGAUUGGCUAGGCUGGUGCUGCCCGGAAGAGUAGUGAUCGUUAAACCCCCAAUCCCUGAGCGAUUCAAGGGGAAACACCAGCAAGUACAUAAAGUGUGAUUCUGACUGCCAUCUGACUGCCUCCUUGUCCUCCAGGGCUCGCUGCUGUCGAUGAGAUCAAUGCUGUGAUUCGGGAAGGUUAUCCCAGUAACACCGUGAUGGCACUCAUGAAACCUGAGGCCCAGCUCCCGACCGUUCAUCCCUUUGCUGCUGUUCUGUAUCAGGAUGAACUGUUCAACCUUCAGGAACAGAGCUCUUUGAACUACUUGGCCCCCGAGGAGCUGUCCACGACAGUAGAGAAGGUGUCAGCCUUUGCUCUGCUUAACCAGGCGUUGGAAACCGAGGAUCUUGAGUUGACCCAGGAUCGUCUCAAAAAUCCCUCAAUUGACUUCAAUAACCUGGAUGAAGCACACUUGGAACGGUAAGGGAUCCCUCAUUCCUUUCAGCUCUUUGUCAGUGGUACCGCUGAGAUUCUGGAAUCAUUGGCUCCAGGGACCUGUAAUCUCCAGGAUGGAGUCCUUCCUGUCAAAGCCCUUUGGAAAUGUUUUUGGUUUCCUGAUCGGCCAUAUUCUAAGUGGUCAUGAAGAGCUAAGAGUGCUCGUGAACGUUGUCUUGGUUGUAUUUGCUUUUCCGAAAAGGUGGACUUGUUCCUUUCAACUGUGGGGGAUAUGAGGGAAGCUGCCACCGGAACCUACACGUUUGCCAUGCUUUCAGGUAGAGUGGCUACCUUGGGCUUUCUGUCCAGUAAGAGAGGUCCGGUGACAAGCUAAGGAAGAAGUCAGCAGGACCUGCUUUUGAGUCCUCUGUGGCCUGCGUGAGCCAGACCAUGUUGAGCUCUCAGUGUUUAAGGAGCCUCUCUGCACUGGUAGAUCUAAUCACUGUCAGGCAUCCUGCAUUAUCUCCAACCAUCUAUACCAUCACCUGCUCUAAUAGGGGGCAAAGCAGACAUUGAGAAGAGGGGGCUUCCUUUUGCUAUUUCCUUGGGACAGCCCUGAACAGGGUCCUAGCUGGCACUUGCCCAUGUUCAGCUGCUGUUCCUUUCAUUUGAUGCUGCCAGAACUCACUCCUGGACAGCAAAGACACUGGAGCCAUUAGUGCAGGAUGGAUGGAUGUUCUAAACCAAAGUGAAAAGUUUGAGAAAGAAACAUACCUGCAUGUGGAAGAGGGCAAGGCCAGGAUACUUUUUAGUCAGGCUCUACGGGAUUCUCCUCAUUUGUGUUGGUGACCCCCCCGAGGGGAGGUAUUGCUGGUCCUCUCCCAGUGUUAACAGUUAUAAAAUGCCCCACCU
Molecule: messenger RNA, 1875 nt
Organism: Monodelphis domestica (gray short-tailed opossum)
Lineage: Eukaryota; Metazoa; Chordata; Mammalia; Didelphimorphia; Didelphidae
Source: RefSeq, a predicted model, not a curated record